AUGUCCGAAACUGGUCAGAUCCCUGGCGCCAGUCUUGGCGCCCAUCUCUCGCAGUCGAAACACGUGCGCAAAAGGCCCAGACGCGUAUUGGCACUGAUCAUUGUGACCGGAUGGCCGACAUCAGGGAAGACGACUCGCUCGAAACAGCUGCACGAAUACCUUGCGAAGCGCAUCAUUGACACCAAGUAUCGCCUGCACUUCAUUUCAGACGACAGCCUCUCGAUAUCCCGAAGCGUUUACGACCUCUCGCCUGACAAGGUCCCGGCUCAUACGCGAUCAGCUAACGCUUCGGAGAAGGAUGCGCGAGCUGCCAUCUACGGUGCCGUGAAGCGGGUGCUGAGCGACAAGGACAUCGUCAUCCUCGACGGCUUGAACUACAUUAAAGGAUGGCGUUAUCAGCUGCACUGCGAGGCCAAGGCAGUGCGGACCCCAAGCUGUAUCCUGCAGAUUGGCUGCGCCAAGGACAAGGCGAAAGAGAUCAAUGAGGAGAGACUGAAGCGGAAAGAGGCCGGGCACAUUCUCGCCGAGGGCGAGCCAGAACCGUACGACCCAGGAAACUGGGAGAAUCUUGUUUUCCGACACGAGGAGCCGAAUCCUAUGACACGGUGGGAUAGCCCGCUCUUCGCCCUGGUGUGGGAUGACAACGAGGACCAAACACGAGAGGUGUUCGAUACCUUGUGGGACUCGAUCGCUGGGGAAGGACGCAAGGUCAUCCAACCGAACCAGGCUACGUUGCAAAGGGGCCGAAAUGAGGGCGGUGACUAUCUCUACGUACUUGACCGUGAGACACAAGAUGUCGUCAAACGAAUAUUGGACCAGCAAGACGACGAAGGUGGCGGCGAAGUCAAGGUACCAUUGACCGCUGAAGGCAAGGAGAACCUUGUCGUAAAUUUGCCCCUGCAACUAAGCAGAUUCGACACCAAGAUGGCUCCCGAGGAGGACAAGAAGAAGGUCAACUUGACUGAUCCUUCUGGCUCCGCCAUCAAGAAUGAGAAUGAUGUGUCUACCGCGAUUCUCAAGAAGAAGAAGAAGGAUAAUCAGUUGAUGGUUACCGAUGCCACAAACGACGAUAACAGCAUUAUCGCCCUGUCAGAGGCUACGAUGGACACACUGCAGCUCUUCCGUGGCGAUACUGUUCUGGUCCGUGGAAAGAAGCGCAAGGACACCGUUCUUAUCGUCCUCGCAGACGACGAGCUCGACGAUGGUAGCGCCCGCAUCAACCGCGUUGUUCGUCACAACCUUCGGGUCAAGCAUGGCGAUAUGAUCACCAUUCACCCAUGCCCCGAUAUCAAAUACGCUAAGCGGAUCGCGGUCCUCCCCAUUGCCGACACCGUCGAGGGUAUCACCGGCUCUCUUUUCGAUGUUUUCCUCGCCCCGUACUUCCGGGAAGCGUACAGGCCCGUGCGCCAAGGAGACCUCUUCAUAGUACGUGGAGGCAUGAGGCAAGUGGAGUUUAAAGUGGUGGAGGUUGAUCCUCCAGAGUACGGUAUAGUGGCUCAGGACACAGUCAUCCACUGCGAAGGCGAUCCAAUUGAGCGCGACGAGGAGGAGAACAACCUGAACGAGGUCGGCUACGACGAUAUUGGUGGCUGCCGCAAGCAGAUGGCUCAGAUUCGUGAGAUGGUUGAGCUUCCUCUCCGUCACCCGCAACUUUUCAAGUCCAUCGGUAUCAAGCCCCCGAGAGGUGUUCUGCUAUACGGCCCCCCUGGUACCGGUAAGACUCUGAUGGCUCGUGCUGUUGCGAACGAGACCGGUGCUUUCUUCUUCCUCAUCAAUGGCCCUGAAAUCAUGUCCAAAAUGGCUGGUGAGUCCGAAUCGAAUCUGCGCAAGGCUUUCGAGGAAGCCGAGAAGAACUCUCCCGCCAUCAUCUUCAUCGACGAAAUCGACUCGAUCGCUCCCAAGCGUGAGAAGACUAAUGGUGAAGUUGAGCGUCGUGUCGUCUCCCAGCUCCUCACUCUGAUGGAUGGCAUGAAGGCUCGCUCCAACGUCGUUGUGAUGGCCGCCACCAACCGUCCCAACUCUAUCGAUCCUGCCCUGCGUCGUUUCGGCCGUUUCGAUCGCGAGGUCGACAUUGGCAUCCCUGACCCUACUGGCCGUCUUGAGAUCCUCCAGAUCCACACGAAGAACAUGAAGCUCGGUGAUGACGUCGAUCUGGAGCAGAUCGCCUCUGAGACACACGGUUAUGUCGGUUCUGACGUGGCCGCCCUGUGCUCGGAGGCUGCCAUGCAACAAAUCCGUGAGAAGAUGGAUCUGAUUGAUCUUGACGAGGAUACCAUCGACGCCGAGAUUUUGGAUUCGCUUGGUGUAACCAUGGAGAACUUCCGCUUUGCCCUUGGCGUAUCCAACCCCUCUGCACUCCGCGAGGUCGCUGUUGUCGAGGUACCCAACACCCGCUGGGAAGAUAUUGGUGGUCUCGAGGGUGUCAAGCAGGACCUCCGCGAGUCCGUUCAAUACCCCGUCGAUCAUCCAGAGAAGUUCCUCAAGUUUGGCAUGUCGCCAUCGCGAGGUGUCUUGUUCUUCGGUCCUCCGGGUACCGGUAAAACGCUGCUGGCAAAGGCCGUUGCCAACGAGUGCUCUGCCAACUUCAUCUCCGUCAAGGGCCCUGAGCUGUUGAGUAUGUGGUUCGGAGAGUCGGAGAGCAACAUUCGUGAUAUUUUUGACAAGGCUCGCGCUGCUGCCCCUUGCGUUGUCUUCUUGGACGAGCUCGACUCAAUCGCCAAGGCUCGUGGCGGCUCCAUGGGUGAUGCUGGUGGCGCCUCUGACCGUGUCGUUAACCAACUGCUCACCGAAAUGGACGGAAUGACGUCCAAGAAGAAUGUCUUCGUCAUUGGUGCGACCAAUCGUCCUGAGCAGCUUGACCCUGCACUUUGCCGUCCUGGACGUCUGGACUCUCUCAUUUACGUGCCGCUGCCCGAUGAGCCUGGUCGUCUCGGCAUCCUCAAGGCUCAGCUUCGCAAGACCCCUGUCUCCGACGACGUCGACCUUGGCUACAUUGCGGCCAAGACCCACGGCUUCUCCGGUGCCGAUUUGGCCUUCAUUGCCCAGCGUGCCGUCAAGAUUGCCAUCAAGGAGGCCAUCACUGCUGAUAUUGAGCGCACCAAGGCUCGAGAGGCCGCUGGCGACAACGAAAUGGAGGUCGAUGAGGACGUUGAGGACGCCGUGCCUGAACUGACCAAAGCUCACUUCCAGGAGGCUAUGCAGAUGGCUCGUCGCUCGGUCACUGACGUCGAGGUGCGCCGUUACGAAGCCUUUGCCCAGCAAAUGAAGAGCGCCGGCCCCGGCGCUUUCUUCAAAUUCCCCGAGGGUGACGAGGCCGCUGCCGGAGGUGAUUCGAACAAUGCCUUUGGUGAUGCCGGUAACGAUGACGACCUCUACAACUAA
This is a messenger RNA of Emericellopsis cladophorae, 3381 nucleotides long. RefSeq lists its product as uncharacterized. NCBI's taxonomy places the organism in Eukaryota, Fungi, Ascomycota, Sordariomycetes, Hypocreales, Bionectriaceae. Gene Ontology annotation, molecular function: ATP hydrolysis activity; ATP binding; polyubiquitin modification-dependent protein binding. Bases 1 to 3381 code for a protein of 1126 amino acids. The record is from RefSeq and is a predicted model, not a curated record. Gene Ontology annotation, biological process: retrograde protein transport, ER to cytosol; autophagosome maturation; mitotic spindle disassembly. The transcript is spliced from 8 exons. Gene Ontology annotation, cellular component: nucleus; VCP-NPL4-UFD1 AAA ATPase complex; cytosol.